This is a messenger RNA of Seminavis robusta, 855 nucleotides long. The record is from the annotation of a GenBank genome assembly. Lineage: Eukaryota; Bacillariophyta; Bacillariophyceae; Naviculales; Naviculaceae.
AUGUAUGGCCGACGCUGUGAAGGGAAACAAAAGGGACUCCGCAAUGCCGCUAAGAUAGUUGGGUUCGUUCUUUUCUUGCUGGUGGUUGGUACAGUUGCGUAUGUAGUGGCAAAACAAAUAUCUAGUAAAUACCAAGCACCUUCUUCUUACCCAAGCCAAGCCCCAACUCUCAAACCUUUGCCACCACAAGUGCAAGCCUAUGCAUGGAUGCGUGAAGAUAGCAGCAAUGACCCUGGCAAGAAGACCCCACAAGCACAAGCCUUAGAAUGGUUUCUGGAAGAUCCAUACUUUGAAACAUACUCGGAUGUCAGAAUUCGACAGAGAUUGUCCAUGGCUACCUUUUAUUUUGCUACGGGAGAGUGGCGCCAGCAUACCGGUUGGGCCAACUGGACUUUGCAUGAAUGCGGCUGGUUUUCCAAAAAGGCCACAGGUGCCUGCGAUGAUAUGGACCAGAUGAUUCACCUGGCACUGUCGGAUAACGAUUUGGAGGGGACCAUCCCACCCGAACUCUUUUGGUUGACCAAUCUCCAGACCGUCAAUUUGUUUGGCAAUCGCAUCGACGGGGUCAUUCCCUCAGAAUUUGGGCUAUUGACGGAUUUGACAUCCAUCGAUUUGUCUGGAAAUUCAUUUACAGGGGUGAUACCAGGCAGUUUGAGUCAACUGGAAAGCUUGACCGAAUUGUAUCUCGAGUCCAACCAGUUGACCGGGCAUAUUCCCGCCUGGUUGGGGUCCAUGAGUCUAGAAUAUUUACGGCUCAAAGGCAACAAGUUUCGAGGAAUCAUACCGGAUGCAGUUUGCCCCAUUCAAAGUUUUUCCAUUGAUUGUACAGCGGAGAUUUUUGGGUGUGACUGCUAA